AUGUGCAGCAAGGCAGGAUUGAAGUAUACAGCUGGCGCCAUCGCUAUCUUUGUGCUUUUGAUUGCUCUCUCGUUCGUUAUCUUGAUAAUAUUCAAACCCAGUUAUGAUCGUUCACUUCUCAUAAAUUUCCAGCCUGGUGAUCUCAAGUUGUUAGGAGUAAUCGCGAUUUUUCGGCAUGGUGCUCGAGCUCCAGUGGAUUAUCUCGACACUGACUUGUCGGAAGGUUUUCCGAAUGGCAAAGGCGAGCUAUCAGACGUGAGCGAUAUUUCUGACAUGCGUAAAACAAGCAGCUUCAAUACUCUUAGCAUUGCUUCACGACCUCUCACGCGUUUGCAUUGA
Messenger RNA from Strongylus vulgaris, 339 nucleotides. NCBI's taxonomy places the organism in Eukaryota, Metazoa, Nematoda, Chromadorea, Rhabditida, Strongylidae. The record is from the annotation of a GenBank genome assembly.